UUAACAUUGUUGAAUGAUCAUUUUCAUUUGAAAUUCUCGAGAAAAUGCCUCAUAUUUUUGGGAAUAUGGCCUACGGAUGGAGACACAAUUUGGGACAAGCUUUACCAUUGCUAUUUCUGGACAUCGUUCUCCUACUAUGUCCUUUACUCUUCGAGUGCUGGUCUCAAAGCCGUCAAAAUUUGGAGUGAUGACUAUUUAGUAACAGCUUCAAGUUUUGCAAUUAUGAUUGAAUAUCUAAGCAACGCUUACAAAGUUCUAAUAUUCAAAUCAGAAACAUUCAAAGACCUUAUUAUCUUCAUCGCCACUAAGGAGAAAGAGAUGUUCUCAACACGCAACCAGAAUAUUAUCAACAUGUACAAGAAAAAUACGAACUACACUAACAAGAUCGUGUAUGUCUACGUAACCAUUGGAACAGUAGGAAUAGUGGGAUUCUUUUUAAUUCCCCUGAUCAACAAUAUCGUUAUUCCCUUUGGAUAUAACAAUGUCACAGGCGUGAAGGAACACCAUUUUAUUAUGCACACUUGGUUUCCCUUUGACGCCAACAAAUAUUACUGGGUUACGUAUUUUGUUCAACUCACAGGAUGCUUUUAUGGAUAUGCGUAUAUAAUAUACUGCGGAGCAUUCUUUCUCACAGUCCUCACUUUCGUAACUUGUCAAUUGAAGAUCCUACAAUAUCUCUUAGAAAACUUUCAAUCAUACGCGGAAAAAAUGAAAGUACAAUUCUCAUUAACCAAGGAACAAUCUGAAACGGUUUUGGUAAAAAAGUUGAUUAUGGAUCAUAUGAAUUGUAUUAGUUUUGUACAUAAAUUAAAUGAUUCCGUGAAAAUGUUUAUGCUUAUGAAUUUCCUUAUAUCGUCAUUUCAACUUUCAUUGGUCAUCUAUGAAAUUUUCCUAAUACCACUAGUCAACAGAAUUCCAAUAUUCUUGUUUUUCGUUACAUUAAGUAUUCAGCUUUUUCUGAUUUACAACAGUGCUCACGAAAUAAAAAUACAGAAUGAAAACGUAGGAGUGGCAAUUUUUAAAAGCGAAUGGUAUGCUUUAAAUCCGAAAGUCGCAAAAGCAAUGCAAAUGAUGAUGGUCAGAGCCCAAAGACCUUUAGUGAUGACGAUUGGUCCCAUGGGGGAAGUAAAUGUAACAUCUCUAAUUCAAAUAUUCAAAGCAAUAUAUUCAUACGCAUGUUUAAUACUAAGACACUAAAUAUACAAAAAUAAAUACAUAUCUCACUUCUGUAGCAAAGUCAAGUAGAAUAGAAACC
Sitophilus oryzae (rice weevil) is the source of this 1255-nucleotide messenger RNA. Its product is annotated as odorant receptor 30a-like. Gene Ontology annotation, biological process: sensory perception of smell; detection of chemical stimulus involved in sensory perception of smell. Gene Ontology annotation, molecular function: olfactory receptor activity; odorant binding. Gene Ontology annotation, cellular component: plasma membrane. Bases 223 to 1197 code for a protein of 324 amino acids. Lineage: Eukaryota; Metazoa; Arthropoda; Insecta; Coleoptera; Curculionidae. The record is from RefSeq and is a predicted model, not a curated record. The transcript has 8 exons.